Molecule: messenger RNA, 867 nt
Organism: Lathyrus sativus (Indian pea)
Lineage: Eukaryota; Viridiplantae; Streptophyta; Magnoliopsida; Fabales; Fabaceae
Source: the annotation of a GenBank genome assembly
AUGGAUUCUUCUAGUGAACAACAACAUCAGCAAAUGUCUAACCAGUCGUUGGAGAGCAUGUUAACAUGUUCAAAAGGAGAGCCAGACAAAAAGGCAAAACCUCAACCAGAAGCUCUAAAAUGUCCGAGAUGUGACUCGGGCAACACCAAGUUUUGUUACUACAACAAUUACAGUCUUUCGCAACCAAGAUAUUUCUGCAAGUCAUGUAGGAGAUAUUGGACUAAAGGAGGUACGUUAAGAAAUGUUCCUGUUGGUGGGGGGUGUAGAAAGAACAAAAGAUCGUCGUCGGUGUCAAGAAGAAUUCAAGAUCAAGCAUUUGUAAACAAUCCGAAUCCGGUCACUUGUUUCCCUUCGUUGUCUUAUGAUUCCAAUGAUCUUACUCUUGCUUUAGCUAGGCUUCAAAAGGGUCAACUUGGAUUUGAUCAUGAACAUGAUUUUUCCAUUUUAGGAAACCAUGCCAACUCAAACAUAAACAUAAACACAAACAAUCAUGGUAUGAACCAUUCCUCAAACAAUCAUGGUUUCUUUGAAGCAAUUAUGGGAUCUCAGAACAAUGUGCAGAAUCUGUACUAUGGAUAUGGGAAUAGGGACAUGGGGGAAGUGGAUAAUGGCAAUGUUAGUGGUGAAAUGAUGUUGCCUUAUGAUCAUGAAAUGAGCAUUGCUACAACUCAAGCAGUGACAGUAACAACCAUGAAACAAGAAAUGUGUAAUGUUAGGGAACAGAAUGAAAAUAGGGUUUUGUUAGGUUUUCCAUGGCAGUUCAAUAAUGGAGAUUCAAACAUGGCUGAAAUUGACCAUUCUGGAAGAGCUGGGUGGAAUGGUCUCACUUCACCUUGGCAUGGUCUUCUCAAUAGCCCCCUAAUGUAA